Dermatophagoides pteronyssinus (European house dust mite) is the source of this 1609-nucleotide messenger RNA. RefSeq names its product alkaline phosphatase-like. The record is from RefSeq and is a predicted model, not a curated record. Gene Ontology annotation, biological process: dephosphorylation. NCBI's taxonomy places the organism in Eukaryota, Metazoa, Arthropoda, Arachnida, Sarcoptiformes, Pyroglyphidae. Gene Ontology annotation, molecular function: alkaline phosphatase activity.
UUUCAGUCAUUAAUCUUUUUUGUUAUUAACGAAUCGAUAAUGAAAUUUUUAUUAAUUUUUUUCGUAACUUUUUACAUUGUAAAUCGUAUUUUUUGUGCAGUUCCAGAGGAUCCUCAAUAUUGGAGAAAAUUGACUAAAAAAACAUUGUAUUAUUCGAAAAAGUUUGUUCAUGCUAAUGAAAUCAAACAAGCUAAAAAUGCUAUUCUUUUUCUUGGUGAUGGAAUGGGUUUUCCAUCCAUUUCGGCUGCUCGAUUACUUAAACGACAAUUGACAGGUAAUUAUGGUGAAAAUUUAGCUUUUGAAAAAUGGGAUAAUGUAGCAGUUAUGAAGACAUACAACAUAGAUUUUCCAGUUCCAGAUUCAGCCGGAACUGCAACUGCAUUUUGUUCCGGAGUGAAAGCAAAUUAUGGCACGAUUGGUGUGAAUGGAAGAGUGCCUUUUAAAAGUACAGAUUGUUCAUUGAUGCUAGAAAACGGUGCGGAAACGAUCUAUGAAAAGGCUCUUAAAUCAGGUAAAAGUGUUGGAUUUGUUACUACGGCAAGUGUAACAGAUGCAACACCUGCUGGAACAUAUGCUCAUAUUUCGAGUCGUCAUUUUGAAUCAGGAUUACCUUUUGAAGAUAAAAGAUGCAAAGAUAUUGCUCGACAAUUGGUUGAAGAUCAUAAAGGUUAUCAAGUAAUGCUUGGUGGUGGUAGAAAACACUUUCUACCCGAAGGAAAAGAAUCUGGUGGAAGAAAAGAUGGACGUAAUUUGUUCGAACAAUGGCAAGAAGAUAUGAAAAAACAAAACAAAAGAUAUAAAUUUGUUUCAACAAGAAAAGAAUUGUUAGCUACUGAUUAUAACAAAAUUGAUUAUCUGUUUGGAUCAUUCAGCAGCAGCCAUAUGAAAUUUCAUAAAGAAUUAAAAAAUGAUUCCAGUGAAACAGAACCAACAAUAACAGAGAUGACAGAAGCAGCUGUGAAAAUUUUAAAAAAGAACCAAAAAGGAUUCUUAUUGUUAGUCGAAGGAGCCAAAAUCGAUAAAGCUCAUCACCUAAAUCAAGCAUAUUAUUCAUUAAAUGAUCUAUUGGCAUUUGAAAAUGCAAUUAUGAAAGCACAAUCAAUACUUGGAAAUAAAGAAACAUUGAUGAUAGUCACAGCAGAUCAUUCGCAUAGUUUUACACAUAGUGGUAAUGCCUUAUUUACCGAAGAUGUUUUUGGUUUCAGUAGUUAUCCCGAUAAAGAAGGAAAAAAUUUUACCAAUUUAAUUUAUUCAACCGGACCUGGAUAUAAUAGCUCAAGAGAAUUUACAAAAGAACAAAUCAAACAACCUGAUUAUAAACAAUUAUCGGCCGUACCAUUAGAUAGUGCUACACAUGGUGGCGAUGAUGUUGGUGCUUUUGGAACGGGACCAGGAUCAAAUUUAUUAAGAGGAAGUCAAGAACAAACAUACGUAGCUCAUUUGAUGGAAUUUUCAACAUGUAUUGGUGAAUAUGCAAAUGAACCACAUUGUUCCGGAUGUAAAAUACUAAUAUUUUCAAAAAUACUUAUACUGAUCGUAUUCAUUUCACAUUUGAUUCGUUUUUCUUUUGAUUAAUUUUCAUAUCCUUAAAAACAUCUGUAUACCAAUC